Triplophysa rosa is the source of this 3276-nucleotide messenger RNA. It is a transcript of the gene gldn, whose product is annotated as gliomedin. The transcript is spliced from 10 exons. Gene Ontology annotation, biological process: signal transduction. Gene Ontology annotation, cellular component: cell surface. The record is from RefSeq and is a predicted model, not a curated record. NCBI's taxonomy places the organism in Eukaryota, Metazoa, Chordata, Actinopteri, Cypriniformes, Nemacheilidae. The coding region runs from base 573 to 2231 and encodes 552 amino acids.
AUGUACCAUGGUUUCAUGUUAAGAAAAAGAUUUUAUUAGCAACGCUGUCAUAAAAAAAUUAAGUUCCAAUUUUUGUAUUGAAAGAUCUGUUUACUGUUAGUUACUCUUACCUGUUUGUAACCUUUGUCACUGUACUGUUUAUGAUGUUAUACUUUCUUACCCACAUUUCAGUAUCAUUGUACAUCUCUGUAUACCUUGUAACACACAUUUGCAAUUGAAGAUUUUCUCCAGAUGACUUGUCAAACAGUGGAUUGUUGACAUCAGAAGUCAUGCAGUGGCCCUCAGUCAUUGGCUGAUGUGGAAGAUUCUGGUCAGCCCACGGUCAUGCUGAAGAAUGAACUUGACUGCAUAUAAAUCAGGUGACCUCACAGGCGGUGCCUUCUUCUUCUCCUCCAGUAGCGCCUCAGAACGACACAAAGCCCAGCAUCUCUCGCAGACCGCGCUCCGAACAACCACUUCAAUUGUCCUGAAACAUCAUUUCUUCUCAGUCUCUUACGGGAUUUAUCUGUUUUAGAAAUCAGCGAGAAGCCUUCAGAUUCUGUAACGGACUGUUUCUUGAGUUUGGGGAAAGGAUGUUGGAUCCGUUGGGUGAGUUGAGGAGAAGCGGAGGCUUCAGACGAUGUGGUGGUCAGUUGUCCUGGCAGGUGCGUUUGGUUCUGUACAGCGUGUGUGUUCUGACGCUGAUAAACUCGGCCGGUCUGGCACUGCUCCUGAUUCAGCACACAGAGAUGUGGACUCAUGUGACUGAGGUGGAGAGACAGAUGGUGGACAUCUCUCAGAGCUCCGUGGUGGAGUUUAUGACACCGGUGAACGGAGAUGAAGCCGAGUAUCAAUAUUCCAGAAACAAGCGCAGUCGGCAGCAUCGAGGGACGAGGCCCAUAACAGAGCACGAGGCCGGUCCGGACGAGGAACUCAUGAGAGAUGUUCAGUAUCAGUAUCAUCGGGAACCUGAGCAGCUUUUCCAGCACAAAACAGAGGAGCAGGAUGGCAUGAUGAUGAUGAUGACCUACUCCAUGGUGCCAGUCAAAAUUCUGCUGGAUAUUUGCAACAGUACUAAAGGAGUCUGUCUGACCGGACCACCAGGACCACCGGGACUGCCAGGUUUGCCGGGUGUGGACGGAGUGCCGGGGAAUAACGGAACGGAUGGAAUUCCAGGGUUACCAGGAGAGGCUGGAGCACACGGGAAACGGGGCAAAAGAGGUCCUCCGGGUGAGAAGGGUGACCCUGGAGAGAAAGGAGAUCCUGGACCCUCGGGACCUCCUGGAGAGAAGGGUGAAGAGUCAAAUGAUGUCCUCAUAGAGGGGCCACCAGGACCUCCGGGCAUCCCUGGACCACCCGGUCCUCCAGGUCCACCCGGACUCCAGGGACCACCGAGACACAGAAAUCACAGAUCACAUCCUCAUAUGGGGAAAGAGUCUAUGGGUCUCCUGAAUUCAGUCCCAAAUGAUGACAUCAUCAGUCAGAAACUGCCAGCACGAAAGAUAAACGAUUGUGUCAUAAAGUCAGUGCUGAACCCCAGACAUCUGAUGAAAAUGAGCGACACGUUUGGAGCGUGGAUGAUGGACACAGCCGCUCAGGAUGACGAGAGGAUCUGGGUGGCAGAACAUUUCUCAGGUCGUAUCAUAAAGGAGUACAACAGCGUCGCAGCGUUCCAGAACAGCACCUUUCAAUCCAUUGACGUCAAGAAGGUUUUCCAAGGAUGUGGUCACGCUGUACACAACGCCUCCAUAUUCUACCACAUCGCUGGGACAUCCAAUAUCGCAAAGUUUGACCUUCACAGCAAGAUGUUACAAACGCUGAGCAUCGAGAACGCUCUCUAUCACAACCGCUCGUACCUGCUUCAUAACUCCAAGACAUAUUUCAAACUGGCAGCAGACGAGAACGGCCUGUGGAUCAUAUUUGCCUCCGACACAGACGACAGCAUCGUGGUGGCACGACUACAUGAGAAAACAUUCUCCAUCAGCAGCUACAGCAACACCACCUACCCCAGGAGUAAAGCCGGAAAUGCUUUCAUCGCCUGCGGGAUCCUCUACAUCACCGACACUAAAGACACGCGGGUGACCCACGCCUUUGACCUCCUGAAGGGGAAACCGCUCGGUGUCACUUUAGACCUGCGAGCAUCUGAUGGGCUUCUGUCCAUGAUCUCAUACAAUCCCCGAGAUAAACACCUGUACAUAUGGGACAGCAGAUACGUCAAAUCCUACCAGGUUCAGUUUCUCUCUGACGAAUAACCGGAUCUGUCCGUCACGUCAUCAUUCCGUGUGUUAGCCAAUAAUCCUGCAUGCUUCAGUUGCUCCCAUGCGCAUAACCAAUCGUCCUUCCUUUCUCUGGCGGAUCGAGUGUUUUAAACUGGCCGUACAGUAUACAGUGAUGACAAAACCUAUUGAUAUUUAAAUGUGGGAACGACGGUUUCAGAGACAGCAUGCCAGACCACUUUAUUCUGAGGAUGAGAAGAGACCAACACGGCCUAACUGGCCUUUAAAUGUCGAAAAGUCAGUUCAUUUCGAGGUUCUUUUUAUUUUCAAUACGGUCUAUCGUUUGAUCGUUUGAAACCCAAACAUUUUGUCCUUGUUCUGUCUUUAUAUAAAAAUGUUAUCUAAUGCAAUAGCAAUCAUGCAUUUUCAAACGACACUUUUUUAUGGCCACCGUGUUUAUUUGUUACCAUUAACAGUUUGAAGUAAAAAUCAAUAUAGUGCGUUUUGUCUCUCAACAAUGAAUCUCUGUGUCAAUUGAAUGUGACGUGUUUUUAUGAGCAAUACACAAACUUCAAACAGGAAUUUUAACAACAUCCAUUUCUGUUAGCCCUAACUGAAGUUCUUAAAGUCACCAGCAUUCCCAACACACUGAAUAUUUGGAAACAUGUGAGGCAGGACUUCAUCUGCUGGAAAUGAAUUGGAUGGUGAAGAGUGGCCAUACGUAGCAUGUAUGGGAUUGUGAAGGACUUUCAUCUGGAUUAGGAUUAGGAAGACUUUAGAAAGCACUAGACAACACUGCCUCAUUAACCCAUGUCUGACAUCGGGCGAAAAGAAAAGUGUUUUUACAUGACGAUAAAGAAGAAUGCUAACACGGCCUGAUGAAUUGAACCGUGCGCAGUAAGAAAGUGAAUGGGCCAGGAGACUGGGUUUAAUAGAUAUUAUUUACUAGGAUGAUCUUGCUUGUUCUAUAAACACCAUGCGCGUUUGUGUUGCAUACUGUAUGUGUUUAUACCUUUUCUGUGUUUCUCCUGUAAAGCUGCUUUGGAACAACAGCGCUCUGUAAAUAAAUAAAAAAUUGAAA